Molecule: messenger RNA, 1256 nt
Organism: Xylaria bambusicola
Lineage: Eukaryota; Fungi; Ascomycota; Sordariomycetes; Xylariales; Xylariaceae
Product: kinase-like domain-containing protein
Exons: 6
Coding region: 1-1188 (395 amino acids)
Biological process (GO): protein phosphorylation; signal transduction
Cellular component (GO): cytoplasm
Molecular function (GO): ATP binding; protein serine/threonine kinase activity; protein serine/threonine/tyrosine kinase activity
Source: RefSeq, a predicted model, not a curated record
AUGUCGCAGAACCGCCCGACUGCGGCAUUCAAUUCACUCCGCAUGGGAGAGGUUAUACGCGAAAAGGUCCAAGACGGCGUCACCGGUGAGACGAGGGACCUGCAAUAUACACAGUGUAAAAUCGUCGGCAAUGGCUCGUUCGGCGUUGUCUUCCAGACGAAGCUAUCGCCUUCAGGCGAGGAUGCCGCUAUCAAACGCGUACUCCAGGACAAGAGGUUCAAGAACCGAGAACUUCAGAUUAUGCGCAUUGUGCGACACCCAAACAUUGUGCACUUGAAAGCCUUCUACUAUUCCAAUGGAGAGCGUAAGGAUGAGGUUUAUCUGAACCUCGUGCAAGAGUUUGUGCCCGAGACCGUGUAUCGUGCGUCGCGGUUUUUCAACAAGAUGAAAACAACGAUGCCGAUUCUCGAAGUCAAGCUGUACAUUUAUCAGCUGUUCCGAGCUUUGGCCUAUAUCCAUUCCCAAGGUAUUUGCCAUCGCGACAUCAAGCCACAAAACCUCCUGCUUGACCCGAACACUGGGAUACUAAAGCUUUGCGACUUUGGGAGCGCCAAGAUUUUGGUUGAGAACGAGCCCAAUGUAUCCUAUAUUUGCUCUAGAUACUAUAGAGCACCGGAAUUGAUCUUUGGUGCGACCAAUUAUACAACCAAAAUAGAUGUAUGGUCGACUGGUUGCGUAAUGGCAGAAUUGAUGUUGGGCCAACCAUUAUUCCCGGGAGAAUCUGGCAUUGACCAACUUGUGGAGAUUAUCAAGGUCCUCGGGACACCUACCAGGGAACAAAUUCGAACCAUGAACCCCAACUAUAUGGAGCAUAAAUUUCCUCAAAUUAAGCCUCAUCCAUUCAGUAAAGUGUUCCGGAAGGCCGACGCGCAUGCGCUCGACUUGAUAGCAAAACUGCUAGAGUAUACCCCCACCGAGCGUCUGAGUGCUGUUGACGCUAUGGUGCAUCCAUUCUUCGAUGAGCUGCGGGAUCCUAGUACAAAACUUCCAGAUUCACGACACUCGAGUGGCCAGCUGAGAGACUUGCCUAGUCUUUUCGACUUUACUAAGCAUGAAAUGUCCAUCGCGCCGCAUCUGAAUCACAAGUUGGUUCCUCCACACAUGAGGCCAGCGCUCGUCAGCCGAGGAAUUGACAUCGAUAAUUUCACGCCAAUGUCGAAGCAAGAUAUGAUGGCUCGAUUAGACUGAGCUAUGCUUGAUUGUGGCUUUUGAAUUUUCUGAUUACGCAAUGUCGCCUGUAUCGCCGUAGCCACAUU